AGUACAUCACCAAAUGUUAUUGGUAGGCUUUGAGAAUUUAGCCAUUAUUAUUAGCCAAUUUCCAUCUAAAGUUAGCCAAUUUUAGCCAGUUUCUGUACCAUAUUUAGCCAGAAUUGAGCUCAGCGAUCUGGCAACACUGUGCUGUUGUAAAGGGCCACAAGUCUCGCUAUUGUUGUAAACAGGUCGUCUGUUUUUAUUAUCUCGAGUCCCUUCCAAACAGGGUCACCUCCCAGGAUGCUGCUGCUCAGAGUGGCUCAACAGGCUAUAUUUGCACACGGUAUCAGCCAUGGCUCAAGAGUUCUAGUCGGAGAAUUAAGCACAGCUGGGAGACUCAGCUGCAGGGACCAUCGCUACCACCACCACAUCUCCUUGGUUUGGGAUCGUACAUUCAGCCCUGUACAGUUUGUGAGGAAGAUACACACAACAAGGCCUCGUCUAGUCCAUCCAGUCCUGCUAGCUGUGCUGCGACCAGUCAGCAAGUUUCUCGCUGUCUUGGUGGGUCGAGGCUUCAGGAAGUGGUGGCAGGCAUUACCACGGCAUAAGAAGGAAGUUUUCAGGAACCACUUGCGGCGAAACAUAGUGCGCUAUGCUGUUGGUUGUGGUCUGAUGGGGACAGCAGGCUUUGUGUAUUACAACAACCAUGUCACCACUGCCCCAUACACUGGGAGACGCAGAUUCAUGGCCUUCAAUUCACAGCAACAAUUGUCCAUCUCCAAUCAGCUUUAUCAAGUGGUGAUGGAGGAGUAUGCUGAUCACAUGCUGUGCAAGGAUCAUCCGAUGGUAGACUGUGUCCGUAGGGUUGGCAACAGACUCCUGCAGGCCAACAAUACCAUGCCAGAGAUGUACACAAGGGUAUGGACAGUCUCUGUGGUGGACAACUCCCUUAUGAAUUGCUUUGUGCUACCGACUGGUGACAUUGUAAUGUUCACUGGAAUGAUGGAAGUCCUUGACAAUGAUGACCAGGUGGCAGCAGUGUUGGCCCAUGAGAUGAGUCACACCAUUCUGGAACAUGUAGCUGAGCACCUCAGCCAAAACUACCUGCUGGACCUGGUCAUUUUGUUCCCUGUGGCACUCAUCUGGGCAGUCCUUCCCAAUGACUUACUUGCUGCACUCUCUCACUGGCUACUCAACCGUGUGGUGGAACUCUUCCUCAGACUGCCGUACUCCAGGACCUUAGAGUCAGAGGCAGACCACUUGGGUUUGCGUUUGGCUGCCAAGGCCUGCUAUGAUGUGCGGGAGUUCAGUGCAUUUUGGGGAAAGAUGGCUGUGCUGGAAAAGGUGAAGAAGAUGAAUGGUCAGGAAACAGAAGUCCCCUUCUGGUUGUCCACUCACCCAAGUAAUGAAGACCGUCAGAAGGAGAUGGAUAAACAGAUGCCUGAAGCCAUUGACCUACGUCAGUUCUGUAAGUGCCCUAGCCUGUCACUAAGGGAUCCAAGGGAGCCAAUCAAAAGGCUACAGCAGUCAGUAACGGAGCAACACAACCAAACAUCACUCAAGGGCACUCCUCUAAAGGAAGGUUCAACUGCCUCAUCCUCCUCGUGAUCCUUUGCAUUCUCAUUUUUCAUUCCUCUGCAUCACUGGUGCUAUGACAUCAGUAUUGUCAUUGUAGCCCUACUCUCAUUGGAUGGUAGUGGCCACAAAACUAUUGAUAGUUGUAUGAUAUCAGAACAUAAAGUAUGUACUUCCAAAAAUGGAUAUUUUUACACAAUGAUAUCAGGCUGCACAUAAGUUGUAUAGGGAAACCAAGGUGGACUGAGCAAAAAUGCUCAAUGAGUGAAAUCUGAAGUAUCUAUAAUUAAGGCCUUCUUAAAGAUAACAUGGCUCAUUGUUGUAAUGUGUGGAUCACUGUGGAAGUCUUAUCAUGAAAGUUGCCCUCAUAGUCCAUCUGUUCUUUCUUGACUAUGUAAACAUAUUUUUGUUAUAGAUAUGCUGUAUAUUUUAUUAAAUAUUUAUUGUGAACUGCCA
Portunus trituberculatus (swimming crab) is the source of this 1965-nucleotide messenger RNA. RefSeq names its product metalloendopeptidase OMA1, mitochondrial-like. Gene Ontology annotation, cellular component: mitochondrial inner membrane. The record is from RefSeq and is a predicted model, not a curated record. Gene Ontology annotation, biological process: protein quality control for misfolded or incompletely synthesized proteins; mitochondrial protein processing. Lineage: Eukaryota; Metazoa; Arthropoda; Malacostraca; Decapoda; Portunidae. The transcript is spliced from 9 exons. The coding region runs from base 235 to 1542 and encodes 435 amino acids. Gene Ontology annotation, molecular function: metalloendopeptidase activity.